Messenger RNA from Salvia hispanica, 798 nucleotides. The record is from RefSeq and is a predicted model, not a curated record. NCBI's taxonomy places the organism in Eukaryota, Viridiplantae, Streptophyta, Magnoliopsida, Lamiales, Lamiaceae.
AUGUAUGAUUUGUGGAAUGAAGCAUGGGAUUAUUUGAUUCAAGAGGUGCAGAGGGAGGCCGACGAGGAGGAUGAGGCGGCGGCGGUGGCGGCGGUGGCGGCGAUCCCUCGUGAGAUUCGUCAUCGUCGGACAAUCCCACGAGACCAUGUCGGAGCGGCUGAGCGGUUUAUGGCCGACUACUUUAGCGCUGACCCUCGUUACCCGGCUGAGAUUUUUCGUCGGCGUUUCAGAAUGUCGCGACCGCUCUUUACCCAUAUAGCGACGACAUUGGCGGACCGGCAACUUGCCUAUGCCGGACCGGCUGAUAUGUUCGACGAAUACCUACAGAUGGGUGAGACGACUAGUCUAAAUGUGCUCCGGCAGUUUUGUAAGGGCAUUCGGGAAGUCUUUGGUCCGGAGUUCCUACGAAAGCCAACCCCUGAUGAGUGCCAGAGACUGCUAGAUAUGCACGGUGCGGUGCACAGUUUCCCCGGGAUGAUGGGCAGUAUUGAUUGCAUGCAUUGGGAGUGGAAAAACUGCCCGGUGGCGUGGAAAGACCAGUUCACUACCGGUUUGAACAACGACAUCAACGUUCUGCAAUCGUUGCCUAUCUUCAAUGAUGAGUGCUUGGGGAGAGGGUCCAGAGAUCAGUUUUGUAGCAAAUGGCAAGAAGGUUUUGCCAACUCUCUAGAUUUUGGCACAUAUAAAAUGAAUGCUGUUACUCCUGCUCAUGAGCAAAAUGAGGAUGACUUUCUGGAGUCUUUGCUUGCCUCAUUUCAAGAGGAUCACAUACUCAAAGGAUCGAUAUCAACCUUGUAG